Stylonychia lemnae is the source of this 3513-nucleotide messenger RNA. The record is from the annotation of a GenBank genome assembly. Lineage: Eukaryota; Ciliophora; Spirotrichea; Sporadotrichida; Oxytrichidae.
AUGAAUUCAAACUCAGAAAUCUUAGAACUCUAAUCCUAAGCCAUUCCUUUAGUGAGCUUUGAUUCCAAGACUUAAAAAUUUAGUUUGAACCCUGAUGCAGUAGAAAUCAUUCACACUAAAUUCAUGAAUGGGCCAUUAAAGAUUAUUUCAGUGAUUGGAAUGUAUCGCACUGGCAAAUCAUUUCUACUCAAUCAACUUAUUAACUAGUCCUCACCCACUAAUAUCGCUCUUGAUAGUUCAUCUGUUAAUCAGUUUAAGAGAAAUGGAAGUCUGAUUUAAAAGCAGGCCUCAGGCUUCUAGACUUGUGAUACCAUUAAUUCUUGCACAAAGGGUUUGUGGAUGUGGAGUGAACCAGCUAAUGCAUUGUCGAAUUCCAACGAGCAAGUAUUACUAAUAGAUACCGAGGGACUUGGCUCACUAGAAGAGGACUCAAAUCAUGAUGCUAAGAUAUUUGCCUUAGCUCUUAUGGUCAGCAGUCUUAUUGUUUACAACUCAGUUGGAAGUAUUGAUGAUGAAGCCAUUCAAAGAUUAGGUUUAGUAAUUAAAUUGUCAAAGUAUGUCGAUUUAGAUGAAUUGAGAUAGACUCCCAGGCUAUUAUGGCUUCUAAGAGAUUUCUCACUUUAAUUGCAAAACGAAUAAAAGGAGGAAAUUACUGCUAAUCAAUACUUGCAAUUAGCUCUCAAAGAUUAGAAGGGUAUUUCAGAAACUAUAAUGAACAAGAAUAGAAUUAAGAAAGAUUUCAAAGACCAAUUAGAACAGCUAAAAGUAUAGAUAAGGAAAAGUGAGUCAAGUCAAAUCAUGAAAAAUGGCAAAAUCUUUACAAGUCUAUUGUAAGAGUGUUGUGAUGCGUUAAAUGGAGGCAGAUUCCCAAGACUCAAGACUACCUGGGAUUAUAUAGUCCAAGAGGAGAACUAAAAACUUAUGUCAGAGACUAUAAUGAAGUAUUAAAGUCAAAUAUUAUAUGAGGGGACUGAUGAUGAAAGUGAGGGAAUUUUGACUGUAGAUGAGCUAAUAGAUAGUUACUUCUCCAAGUGCUAUGGACUUGAUGAUCCAGCAUAAAUUAGAUUCUAUGAGAAAUAACUAAGAUCUGAGCUGUAAAAGGUAAAGAAAGAAACCAAAUUUGUCAAAAAGUAACAAUAGUAAUCUAAAUUAGAGUAAAGAUGGUAAUAAAUUAGCUAUCUGCUAGAUAAAGACUGCAAAGAUGUCUAUUUAAAUCUUAACUAAGAUGAAAUAGCAUUAAAGAUUAAUACUUAUCUGGCCAAUGAAUUACAAAUACCCUCACUUGAUUUUAACAUGACAAUACUCUAGUAGAUCUGGAGCUCUCUUCUAGGUGUGCAACUUUAGCAGCAGCGAGAUGAUUCUCUCUAGUUCUAAUAGCAAAUUAGAAAUCUUAAGGAAACUCUCUUUCAAAAAGAGAAGGACCAAGCCAUAUUAAAUUAGAAAAUAGAAUUCCUUAGCUUAGAAUUGGAGGAAAGAAAGAAGGAAAAGCAAUAGUUCAAUUAAAUUUAGGAGAAGCUGAUUCACUCAUUGCAAAAUCAAGAGACACCUUCUAAGUAUAGAAUGGAACUGGAGACUUAGAGACAUCAGGAGACUAUGAAGAUAUAGCAGCUGGAGCAUGAAUUUAUGAGCCAGCUCAAGGAUCUAGAACAAAUGAAUGAUGACUUAAAACAUGAACUCUAACUUAAGACUGAGACUAUUAGGCAUUAUGAGACGUCAUAGAAAGAUGGACUAUAAUUGUCAAAGAAAGAAUACCAGGAGCUUACCAGAUAAAGAGAUGUCCUCUCAGACAAAGUGAAAGAGCUAGAAAAGAAAAACUAUGAAUAGCUAUUAGAGAAUUAGAAAGGCUUGGAGAGAAUCAGGUCAGAAAAGGAAAAUGAGAUGCAAGAGAUAGAGAGAUAGUAUCAAAGAGAAAUGGACUAAAUCAGAGAGAAAGCUGAAAAUUCACUUCAUCAACUAAAACAGUUCUAUGUAGUAGAGAAACAGACCAUUGAAUAGAAAUUAGUAGAUGAAAAGCAAAAGAAUAGUUAAAGAGCAUCUUUCUAUGAGUAGGAAAUGCUGUCUAAACUUAAGUAAGAGUAACAAUAAAAAGAUGAGGUCCUGGAGUGGCUAGAGAUUGAGAUGAAAGAUCAAGAGAUAGAGUAAAAGGCUAGAAUCAAUAACUUAGAACAAGACUAACUCCUCUACUAGUAAAAAAUUACAACUCUUGAAAAAUGCUUGAAUGAGACGAAGUAAAACUUAAAUCAAAUCUAUUCCUUUAACUCUGAAUUAAUCAAUCAACAGAUGGAGAGAUUUAACUAGGAAAGAUCUUACAUGAUAGAAAAAUUGGAGAGAUUACAGAGUGAGGUUAGAGAAAAGGAGCGUGACUAUCUAAACAGUGAGAGUUAAAAAUCCAGACUCAUUGAGUAACUUACUCUUAUUCAAAAGGAGUAUUCAGUUUUCAAAUAAAAGAUAGGGAUAACUGAGGAAAAUCAAAGAAUAAUGAAAGAUGACUUUGAUGAUGAGAUUAGUUAGUAUAAGUAUACACUUGGUGAGUAUUAGAAGUAACUUGAAAUCAUGCAGGACAAGUAUAAGUUGCUGGAGAAUUAUACUGAAGAUCUCAAAGACCAGAUCAACAGGUAGAAGUAGGAGCAUGUCCAUGAGUUAGAUCUCAAGAAACUGAAAGUAAAAGAAUGGAAAAACAAGUAUGAGCAAUAUAUAUAGAAGUAAAACGAAGAAAGAUUAAAGGCUAAACCUGAUAAUAAGUUCUUUGUUCAAGACAAUAAGGAGAAUAUUUAGCUGCCCAAUGGCAUGACACCUCAACAAAUGUUUAAAGCCACACAAGAUGAUAGAAGUUUCAUUCCUGAACACAUUUAUAUCAAGAUUAGGAAUAUUGAAAAGAACAAGGAUGGAAACAUAAGCAAGUAUGAGUUAGAAAUUAAUGAUAACUAGAGUGCCAAUAAAUAUGUUAUUACCAGAUCAGUUCAUUAGAUAUUUGGUCUCUUUCUAAGGAUUUAGGACUAUUUUAAUGAUCAGUAACUUGGCAAUAUAGAUGAACUGAAAAAGAUGCUCUUGGGCUAGACAGACAAAUACUGCAGUGAGGAAGUUAAAAAACUUUCGUUACAGCACUAUUUAAAUGAGAUAUACAGAGAUACUGAAAAGGUGUCACAGUCUAGCGAACUUAAGGCUUUUCUAUAGCUACAUAAAUUCUGUGGACUUAAAAACCCUAAUCAUAUAAAUUAGUCACAAGGGCCCUCAAUAUCUAACAAUUAAGAUUUAAUCUAGGCUCUUGGAAUUACUUAAUCAAGCAUGAUUUAAAACUCAAUAGAUAAUAUUGGUAUGAGUGAUAGUUAGUCAUUUGUUAGUAAGAUAAGCAUGGCUAACUCUCAGUCCUAAUUUACAACAUUCGAAAGUAUUGGGCCAUCUAAUAUAUAAGCCAACAAGAGAUAUGACUAGAUUCAAACCAAUGGCAAGAUUGAUUAUCAAGAACUAGAUAGGCUUUUGAGUAAUAAAAAUACCACGAAUUUGUUUAGAUGA